AUGUCUCACGAGGAUGGUGGAGUCGACCAGGGGACCUGCGAGGAUGAACAGGAAACCGAUACAGUAACCAAGUAUGUAAUAAAUAUCACACUAUAUCAACGACGACCUUCAGUGAGGUCACGGGUAUGUGAGGGCCGCUCCUGGAACACCUGUAGGGAAUCAGGGACUAGGGACACACCUCGCUCACAUCAACAACAGUGGAUCUCAAAUAUAAUACAGAAACAGAGUAGUGAGGAGCAUGCUGAACUAAAAAAAAGGAGUGCCACCUCGAGUGUAACUUUAGGAACACAUGGACUUAAAUACCUGCUGUGGAACUUUUAUGAGCCUCAAAAGAACUCCACUAUAACAAUCGACACUCGCUCAUAUUAUAAUGUACAUGACAAAAAACUGAUGACCCGAGGUCCUGGAUACGAGCUACGAGGAGCUGACUGA
Messenger RNA from Danaus chrysippus (African queen), 432 nucleotides. The record is from the annotation of a GenBank genome assembly. Lineage: Eukaryota; Metazoa; Arthropoda; Insecta; Lepidoptera; Nymphalidae.